This is a messenger RNA of Puntigrus tetrazona (Sumatra barb), 561 nucleotides long. RefSeq names its product phosphatidylinositol transfer protein beta isoform-like. Gene Ontology annotation, cellular component: cytoplasm. Bases 1 to 561 code for a protein of 186 amino acids. Lineage: Eukaryota; Metazoa; Chordata; Actinopteri; Cypriniformes; Cyprinidae. The record is from RefSeq and is a predicted model, not a curated record. Gene Ontology annotation, biological process: phospholipid transport. Gene Ontology annotation, molecular function: phosphatidylcholine intramembrane carrier activity; phosphatidylinositol transfer activity; phosphatidylcholine binding. The transcript has 8 exons.
AUGACUGAGGCUGUAGACUGCAUGACAAUAAACGCUGUUUGCUGUUGUAACGAGGAUGAUUUUUUCAUCAAGAUUGAGACAUGGCACAAGCCUGACCUUGGAACGCUAGAGAAUGUUCACAAAUUGGACAGUUCCACAUGGAAGUCUGUGGAGGUCACACCCAUUGAUAUUGCAGACAAAGAACAAGUAAUUCCUGUUGACUACAAGGCAGAUGAAGAUCCGGCUAUUUUUCAUUCAGUCAAGACUGGCCGAGGACCACUGGGCCCGAGUUGGAAGAGAGAGCUGGUUAAUAACCCCACUGCUUACUUAAUGUGUUCUUACAAGCUGGUGACGGUCAAGUUUAAGUGGUGGGGCCUUCAGAACAGAAUAGAAAGCUUCAUUCACAAGCAAGAGAAGAGGAUCUUCACCAACUUCAACCGUCAGCUGUUCUGCUGGAUUGAUCAGUGGGUGGAGCUCGACAUGGAGGACAUCAGUGAAGGAUGGAAGAGGACGCAGAAGGAGCUGGAGGAGGUGAGGCAUAGACAAGGUGAAGUGCGAGGAACCAGUGCUGCUGAUGAGUGA